Conger conger (European conger) is the source of this 2012-nucleotide messenger RNA. It is a transcript of the gene ap3s1, whose product is annotated as adaptor related protein complex 3 subunit sigma 1. The transcript has 6 exons. The coding region runs from base 253 to 834 and encodes 193 amino acids. The record is from RefSeq and is a predicted model, not a curated record. Lineage: Eukaryota; Metazoa; Chordata; Actinopteri; Anguilliformes; Congridae. Gene Ontology annotation, biological process: intracellular protein transport; Golgi to vacuole transport. Gene Ontology annotation, cellular component: membrane coat; AP-3 adaptor complex; intracellular membrane-bounded organelle.
UCCUUUCCCCCAUAAAAUACGUACUUCGAGAUAUUUACGUUUGCCCGCGGUUUUAGACCCUCUUCGGCUCCUGUACUUGGAAGAAGAUGAAUGGCUUGACGUGGAGUAUUUCCGCCCUGAGAUGCAGUUGAGAGAUAUUUGCUGCUAGCCAAGUUUCAGGUAGACUGGAAACUAGAGGGUUAAAAAACUGAGAGAGCCAGUCUUAAAAGACUGAUCGGUGUAUCGUCGCUCCCUUCACAUUAUUGUGAAAUCAUGAUUAAAGCCAUAUUAAUAUUUAACAACCAUGGCAAACCUCGGCUGUCCAAAUUCUACGAGCAUUAUAGUGAAGACACGGAGCAGCAAAUCAUCCGAGAAACUUUUCACCUGGUGUCGAAGAGAGAUGAGAAUGUCUGCAAUUUCCUGGAAGGUGGAAUGUUAAUUGGAGGGUCUGACAACAAGCUCAUCUACAGACACUAUGCCACACUAUACUUUGUGUUCUGUGUGGACUCCUCAGAGAGUGAGCUUGGCAUUUUAGAUUUAAUUCAGGUAUUCGUGGAAACGUUGGAUAAAUGUUUCGAGAACGUAUGCGAACUGGACCUAAUUUUCCAUGUGGACAAGGUCCACAACAUCCUGGCAGAGAUGGUGAUGGGGGGAAUGGUGCUGGAGACGAACAUGAACGAGAUCAUCAUGCAAGUGGACGCCCAGAACAAGAUGGAGAAAUCUGAGGCCGGCAUCGCGGGGGCACCCGCCCGAGCUGUUUCGGCCGUAAAGAACAUGAACCUCCCGGAGAUCCCUCGAAACAUCAACAUUGGAGACAUCAGCAUAAAAGUGCCAAAUCUACCGUCUUUCAAAUAGUGGGGGGACGGCUCUUGCGGAAGUUGACAAAUGUUUACGAUUUAAAUUUGUUUACCAAAAUCAAAGACAUAACUUUUAUCAAAGGAAAAAAACUGAAAUGAAGGUACUGCGUGAUUCUUUUUGUGUUACUUUUAUGUACCCAUGUUGGAAAUGAAUGUCAUUUAUGUCGCUUUGUUUUUAAGAGAAGAAACAUUCUUACAGUAUUUAUUUAUUACAUUCCUUUCCCUGUCUGAAGGUGUGCCCUUAUGUCUUGGCUGCUACAGUAUUUUAAGGAGAGUACUUCAGCAGUGCUUUCUGUGAAACAUACUAAAAUAUUCUUGUAUUCGAUUAUCUAAAAAAUAUAUAUACUUAUGUAGUAUUGUUGUUUUGUCUUGUAUGUAUUCAAAAUCUUUUAAACAUAUAAAUUAUAUCUUUUUCAGGGGCUUAAGUAACAAUUUUUCUUAGAUAUCUAGUAUUGGUAUAUUCCAACAAACCCCUCUUUUUCACAUGGUAUUUUCCCUAUCAGCAAGUCUCGUUCUUAGGCCUUAAUAAUGUAUGCUGGAAAAUCUGGUUGUAAACAGUGUUUUUACUUGGCCAGAAUAACUUGCGAAAUGCUGUCGUCACGUGCGGUGUAUCUUCCCAUGUAAUGGCACGACGGUUACGCAAAAUUAAGCUUCCCCGUUUUACUCAUGAUGGGACUGACAUGGUGGCCGGCCGUUGUCGCUAACGAUCUGACAAUCACAGGGGAAAUAAUACACUGCCUUGUAGCUAUAUGAUGUAGAGUCUUUUUUUAUUAUUAUUUUACAGUUUUAUUAUGGUAACAAUUCACCAGCUUUCUACUAGGCUCCUAGCCACAUUUUUUAAAACUACUGUUGGACUUCCUUUGUUGUCAAAGGGAUGUUUUAGUAAGACCAUGAAUGCGAGGUGAUAAUGAACCACAUAGGUGUGUCUGGCCAUGCAAAAGUGUUAUUUUGUUAUUACGCGUAUAAUUCUGGCUUUAGAAAGCAAUUGGCAGAAAAUGGGAAAUGGCAUGUGGGAUAAAUUGGUGGGAAUUAUUGGAAUGCAGUGAUAUCGGAUGUCUAAUGAAAAUGGUCACAUUAGUACUUGAAGCCGAUUAUAUGCUGUUUCUUUUAGUCAUUGCAUGUGAGGGGUUGUUUUUUUGUUUUUCUUUUUGCAUCAUAAUAAAGUAUUGAAUCAAA